Molecule: messenger RNA, 3421 nt
Organism: Micropterus salmoides (largemouth bass)
Lineage: Eukaryota; Metazoa; Chordata; Actinopteri; Centrarchiformes; Centrarchidae
Gene: pcp4a
Product: Purkinje cell protein 4a
Exons: 3
Coding region: 181-372 (63 amino acids)
Cellular component (GO): cytoplasm
Molecular function (GO): calmodulin binding; calcium ion binding
Source: RefSeq, a predicted model, not a curated record
CUGGAGACGAGUAGACCCGUGCCUAUUGGUUUCAUGGAAACGCGGUGAGGAGAGCGGGGCUGGCGGGGCUAUAAAAGCAGCCUGUAUGUGAGCGGAGCAUCACGGAAAGGACUGUAGCCUUCAUUCAGUCAGCAGGCCGGCGCACAUCACAGAUAGCUGGGAUCCACGCACAGCGCAGCCAUGAGUGAGAGACAAGCAUCAGGAGCAAUGACUGGAAACAGCAAACCAUCUGCUGGCCAAGAUGAGAAGAAGAACAACGUCCCCCAGGAUUUUGACAUCGACAUGCAAGAUCCGGAGACUGAGAAGGCCGCCGUGGCCAUCCAGUCGCAGUUCAGGAAAUUCCAGAAAAAGAAGCAGGAUGUGAAGUCUUAGAGCAGGCACUGUACGCUGCGUCUUCACUUUAUGUGGGCCUGGUCUUGCAUGUCAAUCAAACUGCACCGUCAUGAACUGAAAAGGAGGGGUGGGAUUCCUGAAGGUGGAGGUCAGGGUUGGUGUGGUUUGGGGCUAGAUAGUAUCUUUGUGAUAGUCUGUGUGUAAUUACUAACUUACAAUGACAAUAAUAUACAAAAGAUAUAUAAGAUCAAAUUCUGGGUGUAUGUAUUUAAAUCUUUCUUAUAAUUUUGCUAUUUCUGUUUUUUACUUCAAUGACACUUCACAGUGUAGCAGCAGUAGAGCUUAAUGUUUUAUUAGUUUUUUUGUCACAUUCCAUGUAAUAUACCCAUGAUAACAACAAACUGAAAUAAGUCUUCUCAUAAAUUGUUAAAAAUUCUUAUCUUUAUUCAGGAGGAAUGUAAAGCCACAUGCAUUGCAAUGAUUGACACUCAUGAUUUCAUCGACAGUCCUAGCAAGGCGUCAUAAUCAAAAGAUUUUUCAGCUCUACUGGAGGUUUGUUAAUGCCGUGUCCCUCUAGCUGGGUAAAAUGACCCCAUACAGUUGCCGGUGCUUUUACACGGUAUGAAAUCAUUGUCUAAUUUGUGUUUUGACAUCGGAGGUGUCCCCUCAUUGUGUCUUUUCAUCUGACUGACUUGACUUCUCUGAGUUGUGUAUCUUUGUAGAGAAUGCAAUGUGCUCGUGAUUCGAUUCCAAUUGUUUUUCUUUCCCUGUUCUUGUUCCAACGUGAUUUAGACAUUUAAACAUUGUUCAGUUGGCUCACACAUGUGUAAUGUACAAGCACACACAAUGAUGCAUGCAAGCUUGCGCAGACGCACACACAUACAUGCAUACACAGUGCACAUACAGAGAGAGAAAUAAAGACAAUGGAAAGGAGUGCAAGUUGAUUUACUUCCUUUGAUUUCAAAUGCUUCUGGUUAGCAGAUGUGGCUGCAGUCAUGUUAUCCACCAUACUAUUCACACAGUAUGUGCAGCAUGGGCAAUUGAUCAUAUUCAAAUUAAUUUAUUACAAUCUAUAAUAUUUAAAAAUAAAUAUAAGCAUUUUGGAAUAUUUCUAAAUGCAAAAAAAUCAAGCACUGAUGCACUUCAUCAUACAUAUAAUGGAGUCAGUACAGUUAGAAUUGAUCCCAAUUGGUUACAGACAUGUCUCUAUACCCAUUUACCUCAUAAAUAUGAGUGUGUUUAGAUCCACCUUCUACAACAUUUGGUUAAGGGUAGGCAAAAAGUACGGUCAUGGUUAACAGAAACAAGCAAUGACUUCUGGAUAUGAAUCCAGGUCUUCUGGAUUAAAGUUGCAAAGUAGCUUGUGACUACAAUACUUUUUAGCCACCUACUGUUAAGAGUUGGGUUUCAGAGCGUCCCACAUGGACCUGGGGCUGGUUUCACAAAGAUAAACUUUAAGUAUGGCUCGGAUCAAACUUCAGAUAGAUUUAUAAAUAUGUGCAAAGCUGUCUAGCUCUUCACUACUUUAAAUAGGACUAAUUUGCUAUGAACUAAGAAACCACGUCAGACCGCUCAUCUCCAUUAACUCUGGCAGAAAAUGUUCACAUUCUGGAAGAAUUUAACCAUAGUAACAUUUUAUGGGGAAAAGUGAGUUAAGAGUGUAACAACGGUGUCCUCACUGCUGCAUGUUUCCAACAGGUUACAGCGCUCUCCAGAAAUGUUCCACUCUCAUUAGUAGCUCCACAACAUUGUUAGAAAAUGAUGAGCCAUGUUUUGCUCUUUUUUGUCACUUGGUGUUAUUUAGAAUAUGAGCAACCGAAUAUAAAGAAAUAAAUGUUAAGUUAAUUAAGUAAUGAUACAUUUUUGUAUGUAUGUGUGUAAAAACAUGUUUAGAUAAAUCUUAGUGGAAGAAGAACAAUGGCACUUAUUAAACCAGUUAUCUCUUACACAGAAAGGUGUGUUACAUUAAAAUAUUUGCAAAGCCCAUUGGUUAAAAACUGUCACAGAAACACAGAAGAAUUAUUGGACUGGAAUUGCUGAAACGAGAAGUCACUUUCUAUCAGAUCUGUAUAAAUGAGUGUGCACCAGAGUGAAUUUGUUAUCUUUUGUGAGGAUGAACAGGUCAUACUGUAUUGUACAGAGAUUCCUCAGUGCCAUAUUAGAUAAAAUCUAGAAGAAAUCCCUGAAAUCCUUCUCAAUAACCCAAUAAAUUCAUUUGAGAGGAGAAAACAAUAUCUUUGAAUCCAACAAACAAUGGCAACGUUCAGCUGCUAACUGUUCAGGAAGGUCGAGUGCUCAUUGCUCUGGGACAGACAUCCAUGUUUAUUACUUUACAUUUUCAGAAUAAUUUCCCCAGCGCUGCCAGCGACACCUUCAUAUUUCUCAGGCUGAUCAGAGGGAGUAAUUUAGUUUGCGUGAACCUUAUUUAUGACAGCAGUUAUUAACUGCCAAGUGUGGCAUCAAGUAAAUCUGUUACCAUGCUUAAUUUGUUGUGGACUUCAGAGGUGGAUGACAGAUAUAGUUGUCAUGCUGAGUUGUCACGCCCUCCUGUCUUGUGAUAUAAGACCAUGGAAGCAAUUUAGCAGGCAAGACAUGUGAGGCCGAGGCAGAAGCUCCAGAGUGGCAGGUUGGAGAGUCAUCUGGUUUAGGAAGGAAUUUAUUUAUAAUGUUAAAGAGGAUAUAACUUCACACUUUACGCUGUUUUAAUCUUAAGAAUGAAUCAUUUCUAGAAGUGAUGUACACUGAAUUUAUUAAAGGAGAUGUUUACCCUCAGACACUCUUAAACUGAUAGAUUUAAUCUCGUUUUAAUUAUCAUGGUUGUAACUUGCCCUGUGAUUGCAUAUAUUUCCCAGAAUGCCUUUUGACAGCUACAACAUUAAUGGCUGUGACCAAGUGCUAGCAAUCUAGCUUACCAGCUAGCAGGUGGAUCUGGGACAUGUCUCAACUCUAUGAUACAUCCUACAGUAAUUCAACCCAGUCUUCUAGAAAUUAUGUUUAGUAUAUAUAUUACUAAAUUGUAUACAAUAUAUAGUUAAAUACCAAUCUUUACAAUAUACUGUGUUUGCAGUUACUAUGCAAUAAGCAUACU